UCCACGAUCAGAAGUUGCAAUUGCUUGCCAGCUUGGUAUCUUCAAAGGUUUACCUUGCUAAAAUAAUUAUUUUAAACAAUUACACGAAAUUCGAUCAUGUGAUAAGUGCCGUAGUAUUUUUAUAUUAAUAAUUAUUGUCGGUCAACUAUACAAAGUGCUCUGAGCUAGGUUCUAUUAAUAGUUUUUUUUUAUAUAAUUUGAAUAUGCUGUGAAAAUUUCAUGUAGUGACCAGUCUAAUUAGAUUUUGAAGUGGCGACUGCUAUGGGGCAAAGUCCGAGCUCAAUGAGGAACAAGAACGGUCGACACCGAUCGUUCAGGAGUUUCGUAAGGCGAAGCAAAUUGAACAAGUCUAGCUUGAGCCAUACGUUCAGUUUGCCGCCUUCAGAGGAGUAUCCGGAGCUAAUGAACAUCAAUGCAGCAACUGAGGAACAGCUGAUGACCCUUCCGGGCGUGAACAGGCAACUGGCUCGAGAGAUAGUACGCCACAGACAGAUGAUAGGUCGUUUUAAGAGAGUUGAUGACCUUGCAUUAGUCUCAGGUAUUGGAGCUGAUAAACUAGAAUUACUGAGACCAGAAAUAUGUACGCACACAAGGAAACAGUUGUCACGGGCCAGCUCCUGUGCACACUCAUUAGAUAGCAUACGUUUGCCCUCUGAAAGCAGACUAUGUUCUAUCAAUUCAUCCAGUGUGUUCCAACUGCAGUGUGUGCCUGGACUCAACCAAGAAAUAGCUGCAAAUAUUGUAGAUUACCGUAAUAGAAAAGGGCCUUUCAAAUCAUUGGAUGAUUUAAUAAAAGUUCGUGGUAUGGAUAUUGUCAGGCUAAGUACAGUAAAACAACACUUGAGCCUGGAGUUACGUAAAUCUGAAAGUGUCCAGCACUUAACUAAUGGCCAUGUAAAUGGAUGGAACGAUGAUAACAUGCUCCAACAAAAUGGAAUUUCUCCAAAGACGCCACAUCGAAAAAGUUUAUCAAUGCCAACAAAAUUGACAUUACCCAAUGGCUUUGCCACUGCUCCAGUAAAUGAUAUUCUAGAUUUACUCUCAGCUUAUUCACAUAGGCCAGUUGUAGAGGAAGUUUUCACAUAUGAAAGAGAUGGUGUUCGGUGCUGUCGACUGGCAUCUUGGAAUCUUCAUCAGCUUAGUAUAGACAAGAUAUCGAAUCCUGGAGUAAGAGAGGUGAUUUGUCGAACCAUUUUAGAAAACAAAUUAUCGCUAAUAGCCAUCCAAGACAUGUUGAACGAGGCUGCUCUUAAAGUGAUAUGUGACGAGCUGAAUUCUCCCGUACUAAGAAGGGUCAAAGAGUGGAAGAACAAUGGGCACAAGUGGGAGUAUCGUGUUUCAGGGACAAAGAACAGCCAACAACUCGGUUUUGUCUACGACUCGUCGCUGAAGGGGGUAACGGUUGAAGAUAUAGAGCUGGAUCAGGUCUGUUUGCUGACCGAGGCCAGCGACAUCAGAAGGCUUCUCUCCGAGCUGACCGCGUUGAGGAGCGACAGAUAUACUGCUGAGCCGCAGGCAUUCCUGCUCUGCGGCAGGCCGCUGAUAGCCGUGAACGUGAUGUGCAGAGAUCGGUUCAGCGCCGCAGACUGCGACCGGCUGGCGACCGUGGCGGUUCUAGCGGAAUCCACAAAACUGAACGUGGUAUUCAUGGGCGAAUUCCGAAACAAAGAAAACGUUCUCCAAUUGAAAUCGUAUCAAUCGAUCCUUGACGAAGACUUGCCGACGACCGUGGACGCGAACGCGCUUGGCCAAAGUUUUAUUUUAUGUCCUGGCAACAUUGAAACGAGCGGCUUCAACGGCCACUCGGGAGCCGUCAAAACUGGGUUGUGUCAUCUGGCAAUACCGCGAGGCUGGUCGUGGGGCGGGCCCGCGUCGCCCUUCUGUCCCAUCUGGGCCGAACUCAAAGUUCCAGAUUGACGUGAACUUAUAAAGGACGAAACCGAAGAUAUAGCCGAAUUCAUCACCAACUGCAAAAUGUACUGGUGGUGUAUUUUUGAGAUUUGAUUCUAAGUGAGGUUAGGCUGUCAAAUUUUGGCGCCAACCAAGUGUCAAAUUUUAUCUUUGUACAUAAUCAAACGGGGCAUUUAGAUUAUAGUAAUAUAUAUAAUAUUUUGUGUAUUUAAUUGAAAAAAAUUAUUUCAAUAUUAGAUAGGAUUCAAUAUUUAAAUAAAUAAAAAUGAACAAUGAUAUUUAUUCCUUUUCUUUUAAAUAUCAUCUUUUUCAAUAAUGUAUUUCUAUUUAUAAGAGGCGAAUAUGAGAGAAAUUAUUUACUAUAAAAUGACCCUAAAGGGUCUAUUUGAAUUUGAACUGUGAAAUAUGCGUUCCAUUCACAAUGGUCACGUUAUGAAAUCAUUUAUGUUAUUCAUAGUGCAUUGUAGACUUUUUAUAGAUCCGCCGAGUCUAGUCGUUAAAAUCGAUUAUAUUGCAACCGGAAACGAGUUAUUAUAUAUAAUAUAAUAUAUACAUAUAAUCUGUAUUCGGUCCGCACAACUCUUCUGUGGUUAACUUACAGUAUUAUUUUUGGCUAGCACUAGACUUAUUGACGUUUCGUGCUAAAAAUUUUAGGCAUCGUAUUGCUGAAUAUAAAAUUAAAAACUCUAAAUUGAAGAAGACACGGCUCCCAAGAUCGACAGCUCAGCAAUGCGGCUAUUGCUUUAAAUUUUCAUACGUUCCGUAGAACAAUAAGAAUUUCAAUGAGAUUCAUCAACUUUUCGAUUAUCACGGACCUUACUUGUUUUUAUGUACAGCCAUUUUAAACUAAUCCAAAUUAAAUCAAUAAUAACUAAUGUCGAAAACGUAACUGGUUGGCUGAGUUUUUCGUUAAGUCUCGAUAAAAUUACGAUUUUCUAGGUGAUGGUAAAUAAAUAAAAUAUAUAUAUAAGUGAAGUGACGACAAUGAACCCGCUAUGGAAGUUAUCUCAAACGCGUCGCUGUUAAAGAUUGGCAAAAAAAAGCAUCGUGUUGUGGUGUCAUUUUAUGGCGAUAGUCUCACAUUAUUUUUAUCGCGGAUGUGGCAUCUGUGGUGGCUGAGGGACGACUCUAUUCGCUGUUACUGUAUAAAUUACAUUUAAAAUGUCAUUCUAUAGAAUAGUGAAGUAAAUUGUUGAACUAUUUAUAAAAUUAUUAUUUUUCUCUC
Messenger RNA from Bombyx mandarina (wild silkworm), 3136 nucleotides. RefSeq names its product endonuclease/exonuclease/phosphatase family domain-containing protein 1. The record is from RefSeq and is a predicted model, not a curated record. Lineage: Eukaryota; Metazoa; Arthropoda; Insecta; Lepidoptera; Bombycidae.